This is a messenger RNA of Dentiscutata heterogama, 891 nucleotides long. The record is from the annotation of a GenBank genome assembly. NCBI's taxonomy places the organism in Eukaryota, Fungi, Glomeromycota, Glomeromycetes, Diversisporales, Gigasporaceae.
AUGUUAAAUUUAGAUGUACCAAAGGUAGUCCUUAUUACCAGAGAAAACUUUAUAAAAUUUUUAAGAGUUAUCAAACAGAAUGAAAAGGAAGUUGCAAUUAAUGAUGAUGAGGAAUCUAGUAAUUCAUUAACAGAAAUAGCUAUUCAAAAAAGUGUACAAAAUUCUAGCUUCGAUAUUGAGACAGAUAAAUUGAUACAACAUACUGACUUUCUUUCAGAUGAAUAUUCUAACUCUGAUGAAGAAAUUAAUGAACGGAAUUUUGAUAAAGCUUUAACUUUAUUGCAUGAAGCAAAAAGUAAAUUAACCGAUAGGUAUCAGUUCAAAAUAAAUAUGAAAUUUAAAGCUGUAAAGAAAGUUAAGAAAAAUAAACGAUUUAAUAAGAACAAUUCUUUUGAAUCAUCUGAUACCGAUCUUGAUGAGUAUGAAUCAAUAUCGUCAAAUGCUGCCAAAGAAUUGCAAGCAAGUGAGUUUGGUGAAGAAAUAGAAUACAAGCAUGCUAAUAUGAAUCAAAGUCCUGAUGUUGCGAAUAUGUUUUCAAUACCUUCAGAUUUGACUGAAGAUUCCUUAUCUAGCAUUGAUAAAAUAUUGGAAAUGCUUGCAGUUUUAUCAAUUAUUGAGCCAUCUACUUCAUUGUCUAAUAUUAAUGAACAAAAUCAAUCUGAUAAAUUAAUUUUUCAGAUAAAGAAUUUACAUUAUCAAUGUAAAUCCAGGUUUAACAAAAGUUCUGAUAACAGUUCUAAUAAAAUCAAUGAAUCAACAUUAACUUUGAAAAAUAGCCAACAGGCUAAUAAUUCAAUUGAUAAGCACAUUAAAGUAUCAGACGAUGAUGAAAUAAUGUUUGAUGCCUUCUCAUCGUUAAAUAAUGAUAAUUUGGCUGAUAUAAUUCAUCAA